This is a messenger RNA of Mirounga angustirostris (Northern elephant seal), 6949 nucleotides long. RefSeq names its product autophagy related 10 (gene ATG10). Gene Ontology annotation, biological process: protein lipidation; macroautophagy; protein modification by small protein conjugation. The transcript has 8 exons. The record is from RefSeq and is a predicted model, not a curated record. Lineage: Eukaryota; Metazoa; Chordata; Mammalia; Carnivora; Phocidae. The coding region runs from base 281 to 931 and encodes 216 amino acids. Gene Ontology annotation, cellular component: intracellular anatomical structure. Gene Ontology annotation, molecular function: Atg12 transferase activity.
ACUCGGUCGCUGCGGUGGCGGUGCCUGCGCUGGCGGUGGCUGCGGGAGGGCUGGGCCUCUCUCUUGGUGGGCCUCUUUGCGUGUUCGUUCCGCUCGUCUACCAUCGUCUGCGUGGCCCCUGGUAGCCCGUCACACUCUCCUCCCUGGGGCCGCUGGCUGGACGGCAGCUGGCAGAGCGAUAGGCACCUCACCCCGAUUCCCCUCCCCCUGCUCCGUUGUCUCGCCUGCGCUAGGCUGGGCGGCGGGGUCAGGGGCCGAGCGGAGCGGGUUAUCAAUUAGUAUGGAAGAAGAUGAGUUCUUUGGAGAAAAAACAUUCCAGCGUUUUUGUGCAGAAUUCAUUAAACAUUCACGGCAGAUAGGUGAUGGCUGGGAAUGGAGAACUUCGAAGGAUUGUUCUGAAGGCUACAUGUGCAAAACAUAUUUUCAAAUUAAACCUGGGACAGUGGUGUCACAUCUGGGAACAUCUGCCCAUGUACAGACAUGUCUUCCCACAGAGGAGGCUUUAGAGCUACCCCUGGAUGAUUUUGAAGUGACUGACACCACAACGGGAAGCGAAGUGAUUAAAUAUGAGUAUCAUGUCUUAUACUCCUGUAGCUACCAAGUGCCUGUGCUUUACUUUAGGGCAAGCUUUUUAGAUGGAAGACCGUUAGCUCUGAAGGACAUAUGGGAAGGAAUCCAUGAGUGCUAUAAGACACAGAUGCUGCAGGAGCCAUGGGACACCAUUACCCAACAGGAGCAUCCAAUACUUGGGCAACCCUUUUUUGUACUUCAUCCCUGCAAGACGAAUGAAUUCAUGACUCCUGUAUUAAAGAAUUCUCAAAAAAUCAAUAGGAGUGUCAAUUAUAUCACAUCAUGGCUGAGCGUUGUAGGGCCAGUUGUUGGGCUAAAUCUACCUCUGAGUUAUGCCAGAACAGCCUCUCAGGAUGAAUGAAAUGUCACUUGACAAGGUACAUACUAAAUAUUUUUCAUUUGAUCUAUUCUGACAAGUUUUACUUCAGUCUUAGAUGUUAAAGCAUCUUUGGGUUCUUGUCCUCUGCUGCUUCUCCUGAGGUGGAGCUUUACACCCUCUUUCGGAUUAUGCCUUUGCCAGUGACACUGAGGAAUUUUCCUCUAAAAUGGCCCACUCUUGAACCCUCUUACACUGUUGGUGGGAACGCAAGCUGGUGCAGCCACUCUGGAAAACAGUAUGGAAGUUCCUCAAGAAGAUAAAAAUAGAGCUACCCUACAACCCAGCAAUUGCACUACUGGGUAUUUACCCCAAAGAUACAAAUGUAGUGAUCUGAAGGGGCACAUGCACCCCAAUGUUUAUAGCAGCAAUGUCCACAAUAGCCAAAUUGUGGAAACAGCCGAGAUGUCCAUUGACAGAGGAAUGGAUAAAGAAGAUGUGGUUCAUAUAUACAAUGGAAUAUUACUCAGCCAUCAGAAAAGAUGAAUACCUACCAUUUACAUCAACAUGGAUGGAAUCGGAGAGUAUUAUGCUGAGCGAAAGAAGUCAAUCACACGCACACAAAUAUGCAGGCACACAUGCAUGCAUAUUAUGUCACAGGCAAGAAAAAGAAGAGUAUAGUGGCAGAAAAAAAAAACCUACCUAAUUAUAACACUAAAAAAUGUAUAAAAUACUGAAAGGACAAAAUCAAUUAUUGCAUAUAGAAUUAAAAGGGUUGGAAAAUAAAACUGGGAAUCUAAAGAGGGGGAAAGUUGUCCUACUUACCUGCAAAUGUACACAAAACAGCACCUGAAGCUGUCAAACUAUAUAGAAAAAAGUAUAAAGACUUACAGUAAACAUGGAUAAAUUCACAAAGCUGAUGGGGCAAAAUGAUAUGACAAGACAAUCUAUUUCAUAUCACUGUUUCCAAAGCAGGUGUUAAUGGACAAAACAUGUUUCAACAUGUUUCUCUCAACUUUUCUCAGCUGUGAUUGAAAUGAAAUAUUAUUUAAAAUGUGUUUUCCUGGGGCGCCUGGGUGGCUCAGUCGUUAAGUGUCUGCCUUCGGCUCAGGUCAUGAUCCCGGGGUCCUGGGAUUGAGCCCCGCAUUGGGCUCCCUGCUCAGCGGGAAGCCUGCUUCUCCCUCUCCCACUCCCCCUGCUUGUGUUUCCUCUCUCAUUGUGUCUCUCUCUGUCAAAUAAAUAAAUAAAAUCUUAAAAAAAAUAAAAUGUAGUUUCCUUUGCCCACUAUUGUAGAUUUAAACAUUGGCUGAUUGGUAAAAGAGGUAAGGAAGCAUAAUGUUUUCGUUAGCAUCUAAACUUAUUUGAAAAUUUGGGUAUGUUCAAUCUUUUUUUUAAAGGAAAUCUUUUUUUUUUUUUUUUUUUUUUAGAUUUUGUCUAUUUGACACAGAGGGAGAGAUAGCACAAGCAGGGGGAGCAGCAGGCAGAGGGAGAGGGAGAAGCAGGCUCUCCACUGAGCAAGGAGCCCAACAUGGGGCUCGAUCCCAGGACCCUGGGAUCAUGACCUGAGCCGAAGGCAGCCGCUUAACCGACUGAGCCACCCAGGCGCCCCGGGUAUAUUCAAUGUGUUCUGCACUUUAUCCCAGCCAAGUAACUUGACCUCUUGUUGUUUCUAAUGAACCACAGCAAAUGAGAUUUUAGAAAGCUAGACUUAAAAAAAAAGAAACAAAAACUACUCAUUGUGAGUAGGUUAAAGAACAUUCAUGUCAAUAACUUAUUACCACAAAUAAUCAAGCAGAUCACUGGUAAGGACCUGUGGAAGGUACUUCUCUGGAAGCUGUGAAGGGGUGAUCUGGGGCCAUGAUUUCCUCCUCUCCCUCCUGAGAGAGCAGCUCUCCUUGGCACUCGAAUUGCUGUUUGAAAGCUUUAGGUUGUCUGGGAAGCAGAAUGUGUUACAGGAAGGGAUCUUGAUGGUGCUCAUUAUGUCUGACUAAAGGUCCAAGGUUUUCUGUGUGUGAGGGGCCCCCUGAUUUUUGAAGAUACACACCACAUAUUAAAGGCUUGAGUGACAACCUGAAUGAGGCGGUGACUGUGCUUAUGCAGAUUUGGAAAUGUUAUCUGUGGCUCAUGAGUCCCUUCAAAUGUGUCACUCUAAAAAUGACUUUCUUGGGGCACCUGGGUGGCUCAGUCGUUAAGCAUCUGCCUUCAGCUCAGGUCAUGAUCUCAGGGUCCUGGGAUCAAGCACAUCAGGCUCCCUGCUUGCGAGUCUGCUUCUCCCUCUGCCUGCCGCUCCCCCUGCUAUGCUCUCUCUCUCUUUCAAAUAAAUAAAUAAAAUCUUUAAAAAAAAAAAUAAAAAUGACUUUCUCCUAUGAGACAAUUUAUGCCCCCAAACAUACAAUUUUAAUGUUUUAAUGCUUUGGUCUAGAACCCCUGUGGUCAUGUUUUCAUGAUAAUAAAGUUUAAAAUCCACUUUUCUUCCUCACAUACUAACAAACAUAGUAACAUCACUUUACCAAAUAAUGUGGACAGGAAUUGUGCUAGAAACUAAGAAUGCUCAGUACAACCUGCCAAGACAAUCCCCCAACUAUAAUGUCAUAAGAACUGUGAGCUAAUACUUGAAUGAGCCAUUUAAACAGAUUUUAUAGGCUAAAAUAAAGAUUUUACAAGCCACUGUUAGUGAAAAAUUUAUAGUAAUAUGGUAAUUUAUGAUCUUGGCCUCUUUUCUUGACUGUGCAAAAGCCAAGAGAAACGUUAGCUGCUUGGACAACCUUGAAACAGACUCCAGGAGUGUUAUCCACAGCAUGACCAUUAUGACCAAAUCCUGCCACCAGACAAAGGAAAUUCAUGUAUUUUGUAACAGGACCAUUUGUUCCCUUACUUUUGAGAUUAGAAAGUUCUUUAUGUACUUUUGAUACAAGUCUGUUGUUGAUAUAUGAUUUGCAAAUAUUUUUGUCUGGUCUGUGGUUUGUAUUUUCAUCCUCUUAAGAUCUUUCAGAGUAAAAUUUUUAAAAAGUCCAAUAUAUACUUUUUUGUGUGUGUGUGUGUGGAAUGUACUUUUGGUGUAUUGUUUAAAAGCUCUUCACCUAACUGUUAAGUCAUGACUCAGUUUUCUUCUACAAGUUUUAUAGCUUUACAUUUUAUUCAGAUACUGUGAUCCAUUUUGAAUUAAUUUUUUGUAUAAGGUGUGAGAUUUAGGUUGAGGUCCAUCCUUUUUUGCAAAUGAAAGUUGAUACUAUUUAUUGUAAAAACUAUGCUUCCUCCAUUGAAUUGCUUUUGUAUCUGUCAAAAAUCAGUUGGUCUUACCUGUAUUGUCUAUUUAUGGAUUCUAUUUUAUUGAUCUGUGUCUGUCCCUCCUUCAAUACCACACCUUCUCGUGUGUAGCUACAAAUUAAGUCUUAAAACCAAGUUUUGUGAUUCCUCCACCCUUUAUUCUUCAUAUUCAGUAUUGUUUUAGCUAUUCUAGUUCCUUUGCCUUUUCAUAUUUUAGAAUUAGCUUUUCUUUUUUUUUUUUUUUUUAAGACUUUAUCUGAAAGAGAGUGCCAGAGAGCACACAAGCAGGGGAGUUAUCAGAGGGAGAGGGAGAAGCAGGCUCCCCGCUGUGCAAGGAGCCCAAUGUGGGACUCCAUGCUAGGACCCUGGUAUCAUGACCUGAGCUGAAGGCAGAUGCUUAACCAACUGAGCCACCCAGGCGCCCCUAGCUUUUCUAUUUCAAUAGGAAAAAAACCAUCUGCUGGGAUUUUGCUUAUAUUUUGCAGCCAGGUGUCUCAUUUCUCUGACCCUACAGCCUCCAUGUGCAGUUGGGCACAGUGCAGGGCUGGGCACACACUUCAUGCUGGAAUCCGGAUCCAAGAAGGGACAGCUUCUGUCACAAGGUGGUGGGGGAUGGGGGCAGAAUGAGCUAUAAGGAGGCAGAUUCGUUUCAAAAACUUCGGGGUUUGGGGCAUCUGAGGUGGAUUUGUGUCAAUCUGUCAGUCACUUAGCUAUAGGACAGGCAUCCAGGGUACACCCAGCAGACAAGUGUGAGCCACUGUCACAGGUCUUAACUCCCAAGUGUGUUGUUCUCUACAGGUUUGGCUGAGGUCUCAAUAGGGAAGAAACAGGAUACUGUAGAGGAGUGGGUGGGUGUUGGUGCCACCCCAUCCUUUAGCUCUGCCUUCUACCCCCUGCAUGGCCAGGCAGCACCUCCUAGCUCCCUGCACUGCAGCUGACUCACUGCUGACCCCUGGGGAUGGAAUCCUGUGGCCCUUGGUGGCCUCUUGUGGUUCAGGCCCUGGGGGGAGGAGGGGGUAGUGUGAGACCCAGAGAUCUACUGGGUUGGGUUAGCUAUGGCCAUCCGAAAGCAUCUGGUCAGCCUUUGAGAAUGACUUAACCAAUACCUGUUCAACUACAUACACUACUAAGCCCUGGAAUAGAAACCAAGGAACAGCCCAUCUUAUCACCAGCAUAAAUUAUCAAAUUAACAUGUACCAUUUUGGCUCCGUUGAUUAAGCAACUGCCUUUGGCUCAGGUCAUGAUCCCGGGGUCCUGGGAUGGAGCCCCGCAUUGGGCUCCCCCUGCUCGCUCUGUGGGGAGCCUGCUUCUCCCUCUCCCUGCCACUCCCCCUGCCUGUGCUCUCAAAUAAAAUCUUAAAAAAAAAAGUUCUAUGUCAAACUUUGUAUUUCAAUUAAAAAAAAAGCCACUCUCCAUCCUUGUGGAAAGACAAAUCACAACAAUCAUUCGUGGCAAGAAUAAGCACAAGUGUGACAUGUUUGGGGAUCAGCGAGGUCUGAGAUGGAAGCAGCAGGCGGCAUGAGAUACCUCCUGAAACUGCACCGGGAAUGCAAGUUUGAGCACGGGAGAGAUCAGUAUUGCUGGAGCAGGUAAGGACCAGACAAGACACAGAUCUUACGUCCUGUGUACAGGAUCAUGGUCUUGACCUUAUGGGAAAUGGAAAGCCAAAGAAUUUCCAUUUUCCAAGAUCCUAAACAUAACCUAAUACUAGGCUUUGAUCAAAGAGCAAGUAACUCACAUUUAUUAAUGCAGCCUACAGCAGUUCCUCUGGUAAGUUUCAAGAAAGCUACUAAGUUUCAUUUUAGACCCCAGAUUUUACCAUUUUUCUCCUAAGGAAAUUUUGCAGCAAUUUACCUACAGAGAACAAACUGAUGGCUACCAGAGGGGAGGUAGACGGGGGAAGGGUAAAGUGAUGGAGAUUAAGGAGUGUACUUGUCAUGAUGAGCACCAAGUGAUGUAUGGAAUGGUUUAACCACUAUAUUGUACACCCAUCUCCCAGCAAUUAUCAAGCUACAACCCUUCUCCACUGUUUCUAACUAAUCACUUAUACUUUGUGCCUUGAAAUAAACCUCAAGUUCAAAAUCUAUUCACACUUACUGACAGUCAGUACAAAGAGCAUUUAGGCAAUCUUUUAUAGCUGAACACCCUUGCUCUUAAACAAGUUUCCUGAGUCUUAAUUUUCCAGGUGUACACUUCCAUUAAUGCCUAUCUACUCAAUCACCCAGUGCCUUACCUGCUGUCAUAAACACAGAAUUACAACAUGAAUCAUGAACCUUUACUCACAUCCCAGAGCAGGGAGCAACUGGAAGGUGGGUCCCCAGGGAGAUGGAUCCCAGAACGUACAUUACCAUGGUUUCCCAACAUGAUUCCUGCUUUAAGUGUAGUGAGUUUUUAAAGCCCUCUAUACAGGGAUACCAUGCAUUUAUUCCAGAUUAUCUAUUUUGUUUAUUCCAUGAAAAGGAGAAUAACUAUGAAUCCCGUUUACUCUAGAGAAUUCUGAAUUCACAGUAUUUCCACUCUCCUAAAAUGGUAAGGCAUACACUGCAUCUCUGCAGUAAGGAAAAUAAGACACAAAACAUAUUUUUGGCUUAUGAAAAUUUAUUGUCAUGUUUUCACCAUCAAAACUUAUGAUCUUGGUCUUUCCUUCUUGCCUUUGUAUAAGGCCAAAAGAGAGACAUUGGCUACUUUGACAACCUUAAAGCGAACUCCAGGAAUGUCACCGACAGCGUGACCUUUGCGACCAAAUCCAGCAACCAGAACCUCAUCAUUUUCCUGGAAUAAAAUCAACAGUUUACU